AUAAUAAGACUUUUAUAAGUUAAAGUUCAGUGAUGUGCGUAACUCAUCUCUGCUAGUGAAAGGUCAGAGGGUUGAUUUUCUGAUGUUUGAUAUGCAGGAGGAUUCCCCGCUAAUGAGACUCUUUUUUUCGGAUUUAAACUCUUUGAAUCCUCUAAUCUCCAUGCGCGCGGCUCUGUGAUUAGAGCGCCGGUCGCUGGAUCGAGUUUCCGUUCAUUCCCGUUCGCUGCAGAGAACAUCCAGUAUUUUAUUUAUGCUCCACAUGGCUUGUACAAUACUAUAAGCUCUUUGACAGUAUGCCCUUAUCUGCGGCGUCACACAGGAGUCCGUCUCGUGAAUCACAGUGGAUGUUCUGAUGUUUCAUACCAGUCCGACUGCAGUAUAAGCAAAAUGAAGUGUAGGUCGUUCGUUAACUUCAAUUUUUAAGGAAAUAUGCUGAUUUAGCCUACGUAUUUUUAGUAGGCUGCGAAAGAGACCGAAUGCUUGUCUGUUUAAAUAGGCUAACUGUAUAUUAGCACAUGCUUCAAUGUUUAAGAUAAAAAAUCCACGUGAUUUUCGUUUUUUGAAAAACAUUUGAUAAAUUUUUUUUUUUUUUUUUUUUUACAGAAAUUAUGCACGUAGAUGAUCGCAUAAGGUUAUUAAUCUAAGCUAAACAUGCCUUUUAAUAAUAAUAAAAAGGUCAAAAUUUAAGCACUUUUUAAAAAAAAAUCCGGACAGUUUUAAGCCCCACAAAAAAAUUCAAAUGUUGUUUUUUGUUUGUUUUUUUUUCUCGAGAAAUUGGAAACAUGGCCAUAAUAAAAAAUAAGCUGUAUUCAAGCCAUUUUUGAAAAAUAUUAUGUAUUAAAAUAACUGGUCUACAUCACUUCAUUAAUACAUUUACAAUUUAAAGUAGCCUAAAGUUCUUUUAAUAGACCUGAUGGGUCUAUAAACUGUGAAUUUAAGAUUACGCCCAGGAGUUUAUCUCUAAAACACACACACACGUCCUGUACGAGCUGUCCGUGGUUCUGAAAAGAAACAGCGAGUUGUUUUGACAAAAAAAAAAAAAAAAAAGUCGUUUAUAUAUUUGCAAUAGGCCUAAAACACAUAUGGCGCGUGAUUUAAUAUUUCUUUUAGACAUCAUGUUUUUUUAUUGUUUUUCUCUAUGAAAUAUUUUGCCUGUCAGAAGUUUCGUUUGAACUUUUCUGCAAUUUGCAACAUUAUAACGUUGCCUAAACAUAAAAGUGAAGACUGGAAAUAAUCUUGAACAUUAGAACGGGUUUUGAAAUGGAAAAUAAAAGGGUUGUGAAUGAAUCACUUAAUUAGAGCAAACCCACGUGACUGCAGGUUUGUCCCCCGGUCAUAAGAACAGGUGUCGCAGUGAGCUGAAGGUGCAGAUCAAGAGUACACCCACUGCCAUAGUACUAAAGAGAGUUCUUUUUCUUUUAUGACUGAUGCCGUCCACAAGUUGUUAGGUCUAAAUCUUCUCAUAAAUUAUAGUGAGUUAAAGUUAAAAUACAGUUUUUUUCCACUUGGAAGCGCGUGAGAACCGUCACUCAUGAAGGUGGAGGAAGAGCUGAGGAGCGGCGGCGGUGCGGUGACCGGUGGUCGGGGCAGCAACGACUGCUGCAUCACCAGACUGCUGAGCGUCGUGGAGAGCGAGUUACAGGCCGGGCGAGAGAAGGGAGACCCCACUGAGAAACAGCUCAAAGUCACCCUGGAAGAUGCUGAACUCUGGAGGAAAUUCAAAGAAGUCACCAAUGAGAUGAUUGUGACGAAGAACGGCAGGAGGAUGUUUCCAGUCCUGAAGGUCAGCGUGACGGGUCUGGAUCCCAACGCCAUGUAUUCGUUCCUGUUGGACUUCAGCCCUGCAGACGGCCACCGCUGGAAAUACGUAAAUGGCGAGUGGGUCCCUGCGGGCAAACCCGAGCCUCACACUCACAGCUGCGUCUACAUACACCCCGACUCCCCCAACUUCGGUGCCCACUGGAUGAAAGCUCCGGUGUCCUUCAACAAAGUCAAACUGACCAACAAACUCAACGGAGGCGGCCAGAUCAUGCUGAAUUCUCUCCAUAAAUACGAACCUCAAAUUCACAUUGUUCGUGUAGGAGGCAGCCACAGGAUGGUGACCAACAUCUCUUUCGCAGACACUCAGUUCAUCGCUGUAACUGCCUACCAGAAUGAGGAGAUAACUGCACUGAAGAUAAAACACAAUCCGUUUGCCAAAGCUUUCCUCGAUGCAAAGGAAAGGAGCCAUCCUAAGAAUCAUCUUGAACCUCCAGCUGAAAACCAGCAUGUGGGCAUACCACACUGCGGAUGGUUCAUAUCAAACCCAGACACUCUGUGUUCUAGUGGUGGCAACUUUCCGUACCCAGGAGGUUUACCGCUUACUCCCCACCAUGGGUACAAACACUACCCAGUACCUAGUUUGCACGGGCACCGAGCAGCUCCGUACCCAUCGCCCUACCUGCCCCGCCAUCAUCAUCAUCAUCACCACCACCACCGUGGCCAUAACUCAGUGUCUCUGUCUGAGAAUCUGAGUCCAGGUGCUGUGCAGAUGUUCUCCGGUCACGAGAGCUGGACAGGUGUGUCUCCUCCUGGUCCUGCUGCGAUGCUGUCUAUGCCGCCUGCUCCGAACUCACCCGGAGCCAGCAGUCAGUAUCCAUGCCUGUGGACUGUGAGCAGUUGCACUGUAUCAUCCAGCCCUCCAGGGGGCAUUGUGAGCACCACACACAGCCAGGAGGAGCCUGCAGAUGGUGGCUCCACUUCUACAUCACCCUGCUCCUUACUGCAGAGCCACGGACCAACCAGCUCCGAGAACGGUGUAGAUCAAGCUAAUCACAUUAGGGUAGGCGGGGUGAGCUGGUCUUCUGUCACCACCCACUCAUUUUGAGUGAUCUCAUUAAACUGCAAAGAAACAGGUGUACAUACAUGAUAUUUGAAGUGUACAGCAGGUUUUGAAGUGCUAAUAGAGUGCAAAAGUGCACCACCUUUUCAGUGCCGUUGGUUCCGGAAGUAAUUUUUCCAUUCAUUUCUCCCAUAAGGAUUAAAGCGUUAUGAGCCAUGAACCACGCCAACAAGCUAUGAGGUGAAUCAUAACAUUACAAACUUUGAUUUGAAAGCAAAAAAAGUGUUGACAAAAAUACAAAGGUAUAAGACUGUGCAUGUAAUGGAUUUGAGGGAAAGAACUACAAUCCCAUAAGCAUUGCAAACAGCAUAAUCAAAUUACUCAUUUAAAAAUGUUGAUUUUAUAUAUAAACAAUAUAUUUUAAAUUUAUUGCAAAAAAUAGUGCUCGCUCUGACUGACACGUGUGCACAGAAAGCCGCGUCAUAUCGUAACUAUAUAUCAUAAUAUGCAUCGUUAUCAUGAAAUAAAAUUUCUCAUAUCGUGAAAUAAGAUUGGUUAUAUAGCCCACCGCUAUUACCCAUGAUGCUGUACAGAAAAUUCCACCAAUCAGAGAGUCACAACAAUCAAAACACACCAAAAUAGCUCAUUAGCCCCGCCCACCCCCACGAAGCACUGUGAAAAACAUAAUCGAGUCAGUCUCCCUACACUCUGAAAAUACUUAAAUAUUUGUAUGUAUGCAUGUAUAUAUAAUAUAUAUAUUUUUCACAACUUAGACGCUUAAAGGGAUAGUUCACCACAAAUGAAAAUGUUGUCAUCGCUUACUCACCCUACUGAUUACCACAACAUUCCCUUUCCCUAUCCCUUUAACUCUUUUUAACAUCAAGCACAUCCUGCUCUGUCUCGUUCAUGUGACAUCACUCUAAAGUAUCAACAGUGCUGUGCUAUGCUUAAAUAUUUACAUCCCGCGAUAUACUCUAGCGAAAUCUCUAAUGAUACACUGCCACGAUGUAGUCAUACCGCCCAGCUUUUCACCACCAAUUCCAAUGUUAAACACAGUUAUUUUAAGUUGAAAUAAUGCAGGCUGAUGGUUCAACAGAAGCAAAUAUCAUCGAUUAACAAACCUCGGAGCUCACAGUAGGGCUGUCUUUAAAGGUUUAUAAGUUAUCGUUAAAAAUCAAUUUUCCUUUAGAGAAAAUGAAUGUAGAUUCUACUUCCGGAAGCCGACUGCUGCACUCUAUUGCCCUGUUCCGAUUGAUGCCCAUCCAUUAUAAUAGAAAAGGGGGACAUUUUUGUGCUUUCAGUGUAUGUGCUUGGCAGUCUUCUGUCAUAAAUCAUAAUUUGACAUGUUACAAGUCAUUACAAUGGAUCUGAGAAAAGCUUUAGUGUGAAUGCUGUCAUCAAGUUAGUGAUCAUCUAACAACACCAAGGUCAUGGGUUCAAUUCACAUACUGCUAAAAAAAAAAUUGGGAUAAAAACAUCUGUCAUAUAACUGUAAAUGUACACCUCUGUUCAAAAGUUUGGGGUCAGUAAGAUUUAUUUCCGUUUUUGAAAUUGUCUAUUUUAAAAUAUAAUUUACUUCUGUGAUGGUAAAGCUGAAUUUUCAGCAUCAUUACUCCAGACUUUAGUGUCACAUGAUCCUUCAGACUUCAUUCUAAUAUGCUGAUUUGGAACUCAAGAAACAAUUCUUCUUCUUAUCAGUGUUGAAAACAGUGGUUUUGCUUAACAUUUUCAUGGAAACCUGAUUACGUUUUAGGAUUCCUUGAUAAAUAGAAAGUUCAAAAGAACAGCAAUUAUUUGAAUCUUUUGAUAUAUUUAAUGCAUCAUUGCUGAAGAAUUAAUUAAAAAAUAUAUCUGACUUACCCCAAAUCUUUAUAUUUUAUUUCUCUUCACAGUCCAUUUGUAUAUUUGUACAACAGUGCGGUCAAAAGUUCAAAGCUGUUAUCUGAACUCAGAACAUCUGAUUGGACUGACUCAUACAGAGAGCUUAAUACAACUUCAACUGAGGUAAAAUUCGACAAUUAGGCCCCAGAAUAAAUGAUUACUCUAGUUAAUCAGUUAAAACACUUUGGCAUGUGGAACAAGGCAGUUUUUGGCAGGCACAGUGCUUUCGCUCUUACCUAGACUUUUUACCUCCGAUUGAGCACACAACUGCAAACACGUUCAUUCACAAUCUCUUUUUUUUCUCUCUCUCGCUCUCUCACACACACACACACACACACACACACACAUAGAUAUUCAUUGCAUUCACACUUUCACAGGCAAAAAAAAAACAUAAACACAUUACAGUUACAUUCACACGACUAACUACACACAUAGCUCUGCUUCUUCCAAAAGCAUGCCUCACUUAUCUGUAGUUUUAAAAUGCUGCAUAAAGAGAAGGAAAUUAUUCCCCCCAUCAUAUUUUUCCACUCUUGAAAAUGUUAUUUUAAUUGUGCUGGUGGAGUGGACCACUCUGUUGUUUUCACAUGAGUGUAAAAAAUAAUGACGGCUGUCCAGUGAAUGGGGCCUUGGCAUGAGUUUAGACCACUAUGGGCAUGCAGUAGACUCUCUCUCUCUCUCAUACACACACACACACACACACAAAAGCUCACCUCUCUCAUAAAGACACAUACACAGUGUCUAAACAGCCUCAGAAAGGACUAAGAAAUUCUGAAUUCUAUUUUCUUGGUCCCUCAAUCUAUAAUAUUUUUAUUUUCCAACAGUAACUUGUUUCAUAUUAGUCCUUAUGGUCUGUAAUGGCAAAUCUUAUUUUAAAGGUACACUAUGUAACUUUUGGCUCUCUUGCAGUUAAAAAAUAAAACCGCAUGCAUUUUGCGGAAAAACAUGUGCUUCGGCUCUGCAUGACUGUGCGGAUGAAUACGGUUACUCUCCUGCUCAUAAACAUUCACUAUGAGGCCACAGUUGCAAGAAAAAGUAUGUGAACCACUUGCAGAAUCUGUGAAAAUGUUAAUAAUUUUAACAAAAUAAGGGAGAUAAUACAAAAUGCAUGUUAUUUUUUAUUUAGUGCUGUCCUGAGUAAGAUAUUUUACAUAAAAGAUGUUUACAUAUAAUCCACAAGACAAAAAAAUCAGCUGAAUUUAUUAAAAUAACCCUUCAUAAGUAUGUGAACCAUUGAUUCUUCAUACUGUGUAUGGUUACUGGAAUGAUCCACGACUGUUUGUUUUGUUUUGUGAUGGUUGUUCAUGAGUCUCUUGUUUGUCCUGAGCAGUUAAACUGAGCUCUGUUCUUCAGAAAAAUCCUCCACGUCCUGCAGAUUCUUCAGUU
Messenger RNA from Megalobrama amblycephala (Wuchang bream), 6085 nucleotides. It is a transcript of the gene tbx19, whose product is annotated as T-box transcription factor 19. The record is from RefSeq and is a predicted model, not a curated record. The transcript is spliced from 8 exons. Bases 1532 to 2866 code for a protein of 444 amino acids. Lineage: Eukaryota; Metazoa; Chordata; Actinopteri; Cypriniformes; Xenocyprididae. Gene Ontology annotation, molecular function: RNA polymerase II cis-regulatory region sequence-specific DNA binding; DNA-binding transcription factor activity, RNA polymerase II-specific. Gene Ontology annotation, biological process: mesoderm formation; heart morphogenesis; positive regulation of DNA-templated transcription. Gene Ontology annotation, cellular component: nucleus.